AUGUCUGCUCCUAACGGUCAAUCAUUCCUGCUCGACCCUCAGAAGACAGCGGGCCUGACAAGAUUCUCUCACGCACGAGUGGUCAAACCAUCCACCUACCAUACCAUCUACAUUUCUGGAAUUGCGGCUGUCAGUCCGGAAGGAAUGUAUGAGGGUGUGACGGAAAAUUCUGAUGGGACCUUCACAAUCGAUGUCCGAGAGCAGACAGCUUCUAUCCUCCGCAGGGUCGAUAGCAUCAUUCAGGGUGCUUCCAAUGGAAAGGCCAAUUUGUACAACAUAGUCGACUCAGUUGUCUACAUCUUAGACAUGAAGACCCAAUAUGCCGACAUGAAUGAAGAAUGGAACAAAGUCUGGCCCGACCGUGCGAGUGCUCCCAGCCGGGCUACAGUUGGAAUUAAGGAGCUUCCUGAUCCUCGUUUUGCGGUGGAAAUUAAAGCCACCGCAAUUUUCGAGCUUUGA
Penicillium manginii is the source of this 459-nucleotide messenger RNA. RefSeq names its product RidA family protein. Lineage: Eukaryota; Fungi; Ascomycota; Eurotiomycetes; Eurotiales; Aspergillaceae. The transcript has a single exon. The record is from RefSeq and is a predicted model, not a curated record. The coding region runs from base 1 to 459 and encodes 152 amino acids.